Molecule: messenger RNA, 1502 nt
Organism: Cornus florida
Lineage: Eukaryota; Viridiplantae; Streptophyta; Magnoliopsida; Cornales; Cornaceae
Product: N6-mAMP deaminase
Exons: 11
Coding region: 178-1248 (356 amino acids)
Biological process (GO): adenosine catabolic process; inosine biosynthetic process
Molecular function (GO): adenosine deaminase activity
Source: RefSeq, a predicted model, not a curated record
UGGUGUUUUUUUUGGAAGUGUAGUACACAUUCAUGAUUCCCCAACUAAUAUAGAAACUGUAUAUCUCAUUCCAAGACAUGCCCUAGCUACAGUACUCAGCAGUUAUCAGUGUUGACUGUUGACCAGAAGAAGAAGAAGAAGAAGAAGAAGAAAUAGCAGAAACCAGGGAAGGCAGAUAUGGAUUGGUAUUUGUCGAUGCCCAAGGUGGAACUACACGCUCACCUCAAUGGUUCCAUUAGAGACUCCACUCUAUUUGAACUUGGUAGAGUUUUGGGUGAAAAGGGCACCAUAAAUUUCUCUGAAGUAGAACAUGUUAUCCUGAAAAACGACCGUUCGCUCCACGAAGUGUUUAAGUUGUUUGAUCUGAUUCACAUUGUUACUACUGACCAUAAAACUGUUACAAGAAUAACAAAAGAAGUUGUUGAAGAUUUCGCUGCCGAGAAUGUUGUCUAUCUGGAGUUAAGAACAACUCCUAAGAGGAAUGAUUCUAUAGGGAUGAGCAAGCGCUCUUACAUGGAAGCUGUACUUGAGGGUUUGAGGUCUGUCAGCGUGGUUGAUGUUGAUUAUGCUCCUCAUAACUUGAGUAGCAUAACUGAUACAUGUAAUGGAACUGUAAGAAAGAAGAUAUAUGUUAGACUUCUACUCAGCAUUGACCGUCGUGAGACUACUGCAUCUGCAAUUGAAACUGUUAAGCUUGCGAUGGAAAUGAGAGAUAUGGGUGUAGUGGGUAUUGAUCUUUCUGGCAACCCUAUUGUUGGUGAAUGGGGCACAUUUCUGCCAGCUUUAGAGUUUGCCAGGGAACAAGGUCUCUCUGUCACUCUUCACUGCGGAGAGGUACCGAAUCAGAAGGAAAUCCAAUCGAUGUUAGAUUUUUUUCCUGAAAGAAUUGGCCAUGCUUGUUGCUUUGAAGAGGAAGAAUGGGGAAAGCUGAAAUCACUUAAGAUUCCGGUUGAGAUUUGUUUGACAUCCAACAUCCGCACUGCAACAAUUUCAUCAAUUGAAAUUCAUCAUUUUGCUGAUUUGUAUAAUGCAAAACAUCCAACAGUUCUGUGCACUGAUGAUUCAGGGGUAUUCUCUACUAGUCUUUCUGCCGAGUACAGUCUUGCCUCUUCGACAUUUGUUCUUGGAAAGAAGGAAAUGUUUCAACUAGCUAAGAAUGGCAUUGAAUAUAUAUUUGCUAAUGAUGAGGUGAAGAGGGAAGUAAGAGAGGUUUUUGAUUUGGCCGGAAGGAAGCUGGAUUUCGCCUGAGGAUAAUUAAAACUCUUGGCGGUAUGUAUUUCACUUGGGUGGCGGCUGGUGGUGCCUUAUGGAAGGUUGUUUAAUACUACAUAUUAUUAAAUUCUUGUGGAAGGUCAGAACACUAGCAAGUGCUUAUCUCUGUUAAAAGCGCUGAAAACACUAAUAACUGUUGUUAACUCACAUGGAAUUUGAUUAAGCUAUUGGGGUAGCUAAAUAUUUGCACUAUUUAUGGCAAUUCUUUACCUUUCUGUUUAUAAAUAGAA